GCAUGAGGCAAUGUUGUGGUGUUUCUGAAGUUUUCAUCAUUCUCAUUAUAAAAUCGUCAUUCUCCUAUCGCCACCAUAAUCAUUACCUCUUUUCUUCCCCAUAUAUAAUAAUCUAGGCCUGUUUUCAUUGUCCCCAUUUGGGCGAAAUCCACACAAACUAAUUAUAUGGCGACGCAUAGAGACGUUGAGAGAGGGGAUAAAAAAGGGCUUGAAAAAUUGGCGGAGCCUUUUAUAGACGAUAGUUCAAAAGGCGUCCAUCGUUCUAAACAAACCGAUCAAAAUGCUGCAGGCUCAAUCGCGAUGGUUCUUCUAAGCACGGCUGUUGCGGUGUGUGGCUCUCUCGAAUUCGGAACGUGUGUGGGAUACACUGCUCCUACUCAAGCCGCUCUCAGCAUUGAUUUAAAUUUAUCGGUUGCUCAGUAUGCCCUUUUCGGGUCGAUAGUAACCAUCAGUGCAAUGAUUGGAGCAGUCACCAGCGGUAGAAUUGCAGACACAAUUGGUCGAAAAGGGGCAAUGGCAUUGUCCUCCGUGUUUUGCGUAGCAGGAUGGCUUGCAAUCUAUUUUGCCAUGGGAGCUAUUUCGCUUGAUACAGGAAGGUUCUUCACUGGAUAUGGAAUAGGAAUUUUCUCUUAUGUGGUCCCAAUAUAUAUCGCUGAGAUAUCGCCAAAAGAGCUUCGUGGAGGGCUAACAACCAUCAAUCAGCUCAUGAUUGUAACUGGUUCAUCAAUAUCGUUUUUGGUGGGAACAGUUGUUACAUGGAGAUCUUUAGCUUUAAUCGGAAUCGUUCCCCCUGUUCUUCUGGUGAUUGGCCUAAUGUUUAUCCCAGAAUCCCCAAGAUGGCUCGCUAAAGUCGGACGUGAAGUAGAAUUUCAAUCUUCUUUACGCCAACUCCGUGGUGCAAAAGCAAACAUUUCUGCUGAAGCGGAAGAGAUACAUGAAACUAUAAUUAAUCUUCAAAAACUUCCUCAAGCUGGAGUACUGGAUUUGUUUGAUGCCAGAUACAUAAAACCGGUUAUUAUUGGUGUUGGAUUAAUGGUAUGCCAACAAUGGUGUGGAAUAAAUGGAAUCGGAUUCUAUGCAAGUGAAAUCUUUAAAACUGCUGGAUUUGCCUCAGGGAAAUCUGGAACCAUUGCUUAUGCCUUGAUUCAGAUUCCUAUCACAAUUGUUGGCAUGAUCUUGCUGGACAUAUCAGGAAGAAGGAUUCUCCUUCUGGUUUCUUCAUGCGGGACAUGUCUAGGCGUUUUUCUUACGGGAACUGCAUUUUACUUCAUGGGCCAAGCCAUGUUCGAUGGAUGGGCUCCCCUUCUGGCUGCCUCUGGUGUUCUGGUAUUCAUAGCAUCCUUUUCAAUAGGAAUGGGAGCAGUACCUUGGCUGAUCAUGUCCGAGAUAUUCCCCUUGCACAUAAAAGGCGCAGCAGGGAGUCUUGUUGUGCUAGUGAAUUGGUUGGGUGCGUGGGUGGUUUCUUACAGUUUCAACUUCCUCAUCAACUGGAGUCCUGAGGGUACCUUUUGGUUGUUUUCGGGAUUUGGUAUUAUUACCAUUGUGUUUGUAGUGAAAAUGGUGCCAGAAACCAAAGGAAAAAGCUUGGAAGAAAUUCAAGCAACUAUCAACUCGUAAUUCUUGUUAUUUCCCGUUUAAAAGAAAAGGCAUAAUAGUCGGAGGCCGAUAUUCAAGAAUGUAACAUCUAAUAGACGAAUACGGGCUGC
Messenger RNA from Lactuca virosa, 1706 nucleotides. The record is from the annotation of a GenBank genome assembly. Lineage: Eukaryota; Viridiplantae; Streptophyta; Magnoliopsida; Asterales; Asteraceae.